AUCGGGGUCGACCCAGGGAAGCUAAACGAACGCACCCAUAGAUAACCAUACUUUACAGAAUGUAUACGAGGUGUUAUUGGAACAUGUCAAUGUCGGAAUGCAGUCACCUUUUAUCAAUGUCCGUAAAUUAAUAUUGAAUAUGAGACACGUUUUGACCAGCCAGACUAACGAGCUCACAGUUUUGAUUCAACAUAAACUGAGACUAAAACCAUCCAUUUAACAUUGGUUUAUAUUUUGGUGUAUGCUUGGCCGUAAAAGGUGUAAGGAAUUAUUAGUCGAAAGGAGUGAAGAAGUUUUAAUAAAAUUAAAGUCCUAGUGUCACGCUGCGGUGUUUUUGUAUGGAUCGGUGACACGCAAUAAUGGCUGUUGGUAUAAUUGCGUAUUUAAUAUGCGAAGCAAAGUUUUGAGAAAAAAGGUUCUGAUGGGCUUAAAUUUCAAAUUUCCUGUCGAAGAGUAAAACGCGCAUGAGCACAAAGCUGUCAGCAGCAUAAAACGGAACUAGAGAAACUGAUAAAUAUCGUAGUUAACUGUCACAGUCUUUUAGUGCCCUCUUGGUGUCUGAUUUAGAAAGUUGUUCGAGCAUCCUGUCAUGAUGGCUCAAAGACGUAUGUUUGUGCAUUUACUGCUGCUUUGUGUGUGGUGUAUUGAUACAAAGUUCAAAGGUGCCAAUGCGCAGAAUGUCACCAUCUCAAAAGUACAACCAAUUGAUGAUCCCGCAGAGGGUGGCUCUGUGGACCUGCGGUGUAAUGCCACCAACCUGACACCAGGUGACUUCAUUGAAUGGUCAAGAUUAAACAUGAAUGCUGAAGUUAUUAUACGUCCAAGUUUUGCAACCACAAAGUACACUCAAUAUACAGAGACAUCUUCAGAACAAUCUUUGGUUCAGAGGUUCAAAAUUAACAUUUUGACAAGAAUUGACACGGGACUUUACUACUGCACGGUGAAGAAUUCUGACGGGACCGUAGAGGAAACAGCAAGUAUCUAUGUAACGGUGCGUUACCCACCAUCAGCCGAGUACCCCUUGUGCUAUCCUAAUGGUCCUUUAACUGUACAAGAAGGAACAACUCAACAAUUCAAUUGUAUAACUGAAAGAGCUCCGUUAGUAAGCAUGCUUAUACUCAAGAACGGUUUAGUUAUUCCCACAGAGUCAUUGUUGGGAAAUGCUACAACUUUUACAAAGUCCCACACCUUCACAUUUACUGGAGAUGACAAUGGUACAUCUGUUAAAUGUAAAAUCAUCUCUGUCCCGUAUUUCCAAAGAAAUUGCACAUUCGGACCAAUCACUGUGACAAUGCGAGAUCAAGAUUCUCAGCAACAACCAACCCUGGGAAAUAGCACCACCCCUCAAACCGAUGCAACAAGCGAGAGUUCGGACACAGGUUAUCCAAUGUGGACGGAAUCUACGACAGGCAGUAGUCGGCAAAUUAUAAACCAAACAACCCCUGAAGAAUCUGUAAACACAUCAACACCCAUUCAAGAAACUCCAACCCCAUCAGCACCCAGCAGCCGAACUUCAAACCCAUCAACGCCUACUAUACAAGAAACUGUAAACACAUCAACACCCAGUCAGCCGACCCCAACCCCAUCAACACCCAGCAGGCAGGAAACUUCAAAACCUCCAACCGCUAGUCAGGAAACUCCAAACCUACCAACAAUUGGUCUCCCGAUCGUACUUAAAGCACUAAUCGCAGGAGGCUUGAUCUCGUUACUGAUACUACUGAUAAUUGUAUUAUGUUGCUGUUAUUACAAGAAGAAGCAGAAACCCAGACAACCACAUAUCAACCUACCACUGUUUCAACCGACUACGGAUUUGGUUUUCGAGCCGCAAGGAAUUCACCAUAUCAUUCGUAAAGAGUCUACAAAUCUGGACAAAGAUGACAUGACUGAGAAGGAUGAUUCAUCAGAGGGAUUUUGUGCUGAUCAAAAACCCACACCUGAGUUCAUGUCACAAUUCAUGGUAUCACCUUCUCCAACUAAUGAGCCUGAGGGCAACCAAUCUAAGAGCAUCAAAAGCGGCACCAGUCCGUCUCCAGCCGAUGUUGAUAAGAACAUCAUCAAUACGUUCACAUCUCAGCCCGAACUGACUCCAGUAGACAAAGAUGAAUCUAAGGAAGCCCAUGGAGAGGUUCUCCGUCCAGAUGAGCCUCACAAGACAAAGCCUCCUACAGGUGAGAUUGUAUACUCUGAUGAGGUGUCAAUCCAACAGGGUGUACCUCAAGUCUCGUCUGCGUGUACUACGUACGCUGACCUUGAUCUAUCACCGUGUACAUCGGCCACAUUACCUUUGCCCAAAGAAGACCAAACGCUUUACGCUCAAAUGACCAAUCUUUAGAGACUCUUCUAUAAUUAAAAACUCGUUUAUUACAUUAAUACUAGUGUCGUUUCGGGGGUAAAGUUUGGGGCGAAACAGUAUACACAAACUUAUAACAUGAACAAUUACAAAGUUAUAAUUCUAGUGCAUCGCGGGGAAAAAAUCAGGCAAUUAAAUAUGCAAGCAAAAUCUUCGUGUUAUAUUAUUAUUGUUGGCCAUUUUCGCGGGUCAUGUAUUUAAUAUGCCUUUAAGUUUUUCUCUGCUGUAAACAUGUACACAUUGAACUUGUAGUAGAAAAAAUCUUCCGUGAGAGGAAAGUCACUUCAAAAUGUACUCAAAUUUAUUUCCUCGUAACAAUAUUAGUUAGUAAACAAUUAAUUGACAUGGAGUUAGAGGCCAUGGAGUGGGGUUGAUGGCCUCUCAGUCUGCUGUUGCCCCACUAAGGCCCAGCCCAGUCUUGCCAUUGGUACCCCUUUGAAAGUUUCUAAUAACUAUUUUCAAAUGGAAGUACAAGUGCCCUUUGCCUAUGCAAAAAUGAAAAUGGUUAAAAGAUCUCACCAGCAAGUCAUUGUGCAGUGAGUUUAAGACACUGGACACUAUUGGUAAUUGUCAAAGACCAGUCUUCUCACUUGCUGUAUCUCAACAUAAUGCAUAA
Molecule: messenger RNA, 2966 nt
Organism: Asterias rubens (European starfish)
Lineage: Eukaryota; Metazoa; Echinodermata; Asteroidea; Forcipulatida; Asteriidae
Exons: 1
Coding region: 590-2332 (580 amino acids)
Source: RefSeq, a predicted model, not a curated record